GCAUAGCACUGAUGCGUGCUAUUAGUAGCGGGAGUAUUAGUGACUGCCGUGAGACUCACAGAACAUGCAGUAGUAAUAGUAGUAGUAGUAGUAGUAGUAGUAGUAGUAGUAGUAGUAGUAGUAGUAGUAGUAGUAGUAGUAGUAGUAGUAGUAGUAGUAGUAGUAGUAGUAGUAGUAGUAGUAGUAGUAGUAGUAGUAGUAGUAGUAGUAGUAGUAGUAGUAGUAGUAGUAGUAGUAGUAGUAGUAAUAGUAGUAGUAGUAGUAGUAGUAGUAGUAGUAGUAAUAGUAGUAGUAGUAGUAGUAGUAGUAGUAGUAGUAGUAGUAGUAGUAGUAGUAGUAGUAGUAGUAGUAGUAGUAGUAGUAGUAGUAGUAGUAGUAGUAGUAGUAGUAGUAGUAGUAGUAGUAGUAGUAGUAGUAGUAGUAGUAGUAGUAGUAGUAGUAGUAGUAGUAGUAGUAGUAAUAGUAGUAGUAGUAGUAGUAGUAGUAGUAGUAGUAGUAGUAGUAGUAGUAGUAGGUUAUCUAGCUAUGCAUUGAUAAUGCUAGAGACAACGUGCUUUUACGAAUACUUGGUGAUGCCUUUUGGGCUCACGAACGCGCCCUCGACUUUUCAGAUGACCAUGAACGGUGUUUUCCGCGAACUCCUGGUUAAAUGCGUAAUUAUCUACCUCAACGACAUCCUCAUCUACAGCCGCAGCAGGGAGCAGCACUUAAAGGAUCUUGAUGCAGUCUUCACGUUGCUGCACAAGAAUCGACUCAUUACGAAAGGGUCUAAGUGCGAUUUUCUUAAGCAAGAGUUGGAGUUUUUGGGCCACGUCGUCUCUACCGAAGGCGUGAAAAUCGACCCCAGGAAAAUCAAGACCAUACAGGAAUGGAAGCCGCCGACCAACCUCAAGGAACUCCAAAGUUUUCUGGGUUUUGUCAACUACGUCCGCCGCUUUAUCCCCAAUAUGGCUGGGUUAUCUGCACCGCUAACAGACCGAUUGAAGGAUCACGUUUGUUUUUGGUGGGGUGAGAAGCAGCAAGCUGCAUUCGAUCAACUCAAAAUCGCCCUCACGUCGCCACCCGUCCUUCGCAUCUCCGAUCCCAACCAUCCAUACGAAGUCGUCACCGACGCCAGCGACAUCGCCAUCGGUGCAGUUCUCCUCCAGGACUUCGGCGACGGGUUACAACCGGUCGCCUACGAAUCACGGAAGAUGCAGGGCGCGGAAAAAAACUAUACAGUACACGACAAGGAAAUGUUGGCGAUCGUCCACGCCUUCAAGACCUGGCGGUGCUACCUGACCGGAGCUGACGUCACGCGAGGUACUUCUCGCAUUUGGGUGCCAGGCUACGAUUUACUUCGUACCCUCCUAAUCCAAGAAUCCCACGACAACCCUACCUCAGGACAUUUCGGCGUGGAUAAAACCACGAAGAUGUUGCAGCGGAAUUACUACUGGCCGAACAUGGCCGAUGACGUGCGCAAGUACGUGUCCUCCUGCACUGCCUGCCAGAUUAUGAAAUCGUCGCAUCAGCGAGCAGCCGGACUACUACAGCCGUUGGAUCCGCCCGAGAGACCCUGGCAACACGUCACGAUGGACUACGUGACAGGACUGCCGGCCGGCCCCAGCGGAAACGACGCCAUCCUCGUGGUCGUCGACCGACUCACAAAAAUGGCGCACUUCAUCGCCUGCCAACAGACAAUCACCGCCGAACAAACUGCGCAGCUGUUCAUCACGAACGUCAUCCGCCUGCACGAACUGCCCUCCGCCAUCAUUUCAGACCGAGACCCAAAAUUCACAUCGAAUUUCUGGCGCCACCUGUGGGACCAAUUCGGCACCAAAUUCCAAUUUAAAUCCGCCUACCACCCACAAACCGACGGGCAGACCGAACGCGUUAACCAAACCAUGGAGCAGCUAAUUCGCACCACCUGUACUGACCCAUCGACAUGGGAGAAAUCCCUUCCGCUACUCGAAUUCGCGUAUAAUAACGCGACCUCAGCCACAACCAAUCAAUCCCCAUUUUUCCUCAACUACGGACAGGACCUGGUAGUACCCUCUACACGGAACAUCGAGUCACCAGUGCCUCGGUCGCAGAAAUUUGCUGAAGACAUUCGCGCCACUCGCGACAAAGCAGCUGAGGCCAUUCGGAAAGCUGACCUGGUCGCAAGCCGACAAGCCGAUCGAGAUCGACGCGACGUCAAUCACAAAGUGGGAGAUCUUGUCCUCCUCGACACUCGCAAUUUGCGGCUGCCGAUCCCAAGCAAACUCCGACCCAGAUUCUGCGGACCUUUUCAAGAGGGGGGGAUAGUGUAAGGGAUUUCCAUUCCUUACUGAGU
Messenger RNA from Closterium sp. NIES-67, 2314 nucleotides. NCBI's taxonomy places the organism in Eukaryota, Viridiplantae, Streptophyta, Zygnematophyceae, Desmidiales, Closteriaceae. The record is from the annotation of a GenBank genome assembly.